Molecule: messenger RNA, 1026 nt
Organism: Papaver somniferum (opium poppy)
Lineage: Eukaryota; Viridiplantae; Streptophyta; Magnoliopsida; Ranunculales; Papaveraceae
Product: signal recognition particle 9 kDa protein
Exons: 5
Coding region: 407-718 (103 amino acids)
Biological process (GO): negative regulation of translational elongation; SRP-dependent cotranslational protein targeting to membrane
Cellular component (GO): signal recognition particle, endoplasmic reticulum targeting
Molecular function (GO): 7S RNA binding
Source: RefSeq, a predicted model, not a curated record
UGUGGGAUGAAAGGUAUAAAUGAGAAAUACAUGGAAGAUUGAAGUCGGAAAAAUCUUACCGCACCUCUUUAUCGAGACUCGUAACCCUCAAAUUUACUGGUUUGCCAAAGUAAUUUUUUUUUUUUUUUUGUCAGUCUGGCGAAACCCAUAGUGGACUCAAAUUGCCAAAUUGUCAAGUCCAUUGGAGAAACCUUCUCUCUCUUCCUCUCAGUCCCUCCUUUCUGUUUCUCUCCGCUAGGGUUUCUUUCGAUUUCACCUUGGAGUUUACAGAUCGAGAUUUUCUUACUAGACAAGCUUUGGAUUAGCAUACAUAUAUUUUUGUUCGAUUCUUCAAAGGCGAAGAGAUCGGAAUUAUUGAACCUGAAGAUAAUUUUAAGAAGAAGAAUAUCUAAUUAGGUUCCAGAAGAUGGUGUACAUAAGUUCAUGGGACGAAUUUGCGGAACGAUCUAUCCAAUUGUUUCGCGCGGAUCCUCAAUCUACAAGGUAUGUUAUGAAAUACAGACAUUGUGAUGGAAAAUUGGUUCUCAAAGUUGCUGAUAAUCGAGAGUGUCUCAAAUUCAAGACGGACCAGGCACAGGAUGCUAAGAAGAUGGAGAAACUAAACAACGUCUUUUUUACUCUAAUGGUUCGGGGUCCUGAUGCGGAUAUAACAGAAGUAUCCGGAAAAGAGCAAACAGAAGCACAACCAACCAAGAAAGGAAGAGGAAGAAAACAAUGAGCAUUUUCAGUGUCUACCUAUCUUUUUUGACGAGAGAUUUCAAUCGGUGGAGACAUAUCUUGCCUUAUUUACUUACUAGGUCAACUCUUUUUGCAGUAUGGGUUAUUUGAAUAUAGAGCAGUGAAUGAGAUAACCUUAAUUUUAAGGAAUUUGGCAAAUCUUUUAAAUUCCACCAUGUUCUGUUUGGUUUGACUUAAUUUUAUAGAUUUGUGUACAGUCAAUUUUUGCCUCUAAUUUCAGUUUCAGUUUUGAGAGAUUCUGUAGCAUGUAUUUUAACUGUAAACAGAGAGACUGCCUUUGUUUUUUUA